AUGACCUCUCUUGCGCCCACUACACCAACUGCCCUCGACACCAGCGCGUACGACCCCGUCCAGUCUCUCUUUAACGCCUGGAAGGUCGCCAAUCCACAGUCCGCCUCGUGCCGUCGCCUCAGCAAUAGAUCAUGGCGACUCAUGAAUCUGCAGAUCCUCCAACAGUGUCCUCCGCAGAAACUCAAGUCUUCGCACUUGAUGCUUGAUGGUUUCGAAUCUCACUCCAUCCCAUUAUCUGGAUCUAGCGCCAUGUCUGGAGCUGACCCUCGUAUCAGCCCCACUAACCAAGCACUUCUCCUCUCACACGUAGACUUGACCAAUGUUCCGGAGCUGAUAGCUUCAAAUCCUCACCACACUUCUUUUCAUUAUCUGCUGGCCCAGACCAAAUCUGAAAAAGCUCAAGCGUCAGAGGAUCUGAACUUUCGCGACUUUUCCGCUGGCAUUCCUAAUUCAGCAGCACCUACAUCAACAAAACAACGCACUGAGUCAAGCAGGCCGUCUUUGUUCCUGAUUCAUUCAAACCAAGCAGCAUUCACAGUCGGCACGGGAAGCAGCAAGGGUUACAGCUCUGGCGAGGACACCUCCGAUGUGUCGGAAGAUGAAGCAUCCGAAUCUGAUUCCGACGAUGAGCCAUGCAGCGAUGAUUAUCUCGAAAAGGCGCCUCUGCUCGAAAAUUCAUCGGCAUCUCCCCGGAAAGUGGCAUCUAGUCCUGAUUUUAGUCACAGAAACCGAGACUAUCGGUUGGGUGUAGCCGAUCAGCAGACCAGUAGACAAACACUUCGCCUAGAUCUGGGUUCGGGACUCGAGCCUUCGCAAGCCUCCGAGUUUGGAGCAAAUGGUAAUAACGGGAAAGGAAAUAUUUUCUAUAUUCUGAACUCGCCCUCACCAACUGAUAAAGCACUAGCGGAGAAUUAUCCUGCAAAACGCCAGGAUUCUCUAUUCACAAAUAGUAAGGAUGCUCUUGUUUCGAGAGCUGACUUAUCAAAUAGUGUGUCAUCGUUGGAAGUUUCCGAGGAUGAAGAAGUGGACUUCGAAAUUGAUCAUUCCCAAGAAAAGAUGCAAAAGUCGACCAUUUCUGAAAUUUCACAGAGAAGCAGUAACAUCGCCGGUUCGAAGCUACUGAAAAGCGUGAAAAGUAUGAGAUCUACUGAUACCGAGAGCGAAUGGAUUUCUGUGUCAUCAGAUGGCGAUCCUGGAGAAAUGUCUCCACUCCCGCCUCCUUUGUCCUUCUGCAAACGUAUCCCUGCUCUGUCCAGCCCAAGCUCUCACAGAACUCGUGCCGAUCAUAUGGUAAAUGAGGAAAAAGUAGAAUACCUGGCGCCACGGUCUCUUCUCUCUGGACUUUUUUUAAACGAAAUGGCGCACUCAAGUAGUAAGAACUCAAACCAAAGUGUGGCGACAUUAUCCGCUUCUACCUCGCAAUCUAACUUAAAGUCCCCUGCUGAUAAGAAGCCCAUUCUUAAACGAUCAUCUACGACUGGUAUCAUUACAGUGGACAGAAAUGCCGAUAAGAAAACGAUGCAAAGACCAUCAAUCAUCCUCCUGAAGCGGUAUGCAUCAUUGUCCGAUAUUUCGCGCAAAAUUGCGAAUCAUCGCUCUCCUGUCUUGUAUGUUGCAGAAGAGGACACCGUGAAAGAAGGAGAAGCUACGGCUCCUGGUGGGGCCUCUGAUGAAAACCAAUUUGCAAAGCAAGUUUCCAGUGUGGGCUUAUCUGAUUUCAUGGUAGUAGCCAACUCUACUUCUGCUUCUUCAGUUCUUCAAUCCCAUAUCGACGGCUUAGACAAGAUUAAGAUCGUCUACCAACAGCCAAGUCAGUCGGAAUCACGUUUAUCCACUAGUUUGAGCAAAUACUCAACUGUGCAACCCAAUGCAGGCACUUCUUUCAAAAGCUUUUUAUCAAAAAGUUCGCUCAAUUUGACCUCACUUUUUGGACAGCCCAAGGCACUGUCGAAGCCUAGAUUAGAAAAGCGCAGUGGCUCAUCUGAGACUGUCAAAUCUGUCUCUACCAUAAAAAGUCCCAAGCUGGACAACAGCCCAAGCAGUCUUGAGGAUAGUCCCCUCAAGAUAGAUCAAGGCUCUAGCAGGGGUAUCAAGAUCCUGUCGUUCCCAAGAAAAGAUUUUCAACCAUCGAUUGACAUCAGCAACUCCCUCAAGGACUCCCUAUUGAUUGACCACAAAUUAGGCAAAAUUCCUCUUCCGGAGCGGGUCAUAAGCGAGGAAGACCUUUUCAAUGGUCAGGACUUCGAUGCUUUGAUGCAAGAGUCUGAUGAUUACCAUGCCAAGGGAUGGUAA
Australozyma saopauloensis is the source of this 2292-nucleotide messenger RNA. RefSeq lists its product as uncharacterized. Bases 1 to 2292 code for a protein of 763 amino acids. The transcript has a single exon. Lineage: Eukaryota; Fungi; Ascomycota; Pichiomycetes; Serinales; Metschnikowiaceae. The record is from RefSeq and is a predicted model, not a curated record.